Molecule: messenger RNA, 1472 nt
Organism: Brienomyrus brachyistius
Lineage: Eukaryota; Metazoa; Chordata; Actinopteri; Osteoglossiformes; Mormyridae
Exons: 3
Coding region: 483-1349 (288 amino acids)
Source: RefSeq, a predicted model, not a curated record
AAUGAUGACAAGGGAGCAGGAGACACACAGGCACAUCUAACCACAAUGACAGACAAUGGACUCAGGCAAGACACGGACUGAAAUACACAGGACUGAGCAAAUUAACUAGACACAGCUGGAUACAAUCGGGGGAAAACACAUGGGUAAUCAGGGGGCGUGGCACACAGGAGGAGCGGACGAGCCGGGCAUGACACUUACAUAUCAUGUAAAUAGUAUAUGGGCAAUAUAUUUGCAGCAUCUUACAAGUAUGUUUAAAAGUACAUUACAUUAAAUAUAUUUAUACUACGGGACCGUUGAAUGCUUGAAUCUGAUUGGCUGACGAACGUUCUGAGAUGUGCAAUUAUUUUCAGGGAAACGCACGGCGAACGUAGUUCCAGGCAGCUCUCUUGACCGCAUUACAGUUCCAUAUCACUUCGCAUAGUUAACUGUAAUAACGGAAAUUAGCAUACAGUACCUAUACAGCACACAGGACUAAGAAAAACAUGACAGACGAUUUUCCGAAAGUAAAUUUAAAUAUUUACGGUGAAUAUGAAAUUUUCAACAACUGGGCUGCAGCAGUAUUAGACAGUCCAGAUGAAAAACAACAUAAACAGAAGCGGACAUCAAAGGCAGCCGGCAACAACAAAAAACAUAAAACGAUCAGCGAAGAACAGCUAGACAUCGUCGAGGGAGAAAAACACGAAGAAAACACCAAAACAACAGCUUGGGCAGUUAAUGUGUUUAACGACUGGCUUAAAGCCAAAAAUACGUCUCUGGAUGAGAUCUGGAAGCAGCGUCGAAGAUCAGGGCGUGGCCAGAUCCAGGAGGCGGAGUCGAAGGGAGCAACACGCGACGAUCAGGAUCUGCAGAGCAACCCCUCCCCUGAACCUUAUGGACGAUCUGGAGAGAUUAGCAGAGGGCCUCAGGAGGCUGAUCCAGCUUCGGAGAGCCCCGGUCCCUGCUACGAAGCCCGAGCCGCCGCCUCCUCUGCCCGCGGCUCCAGCACAGCCCGAGUAGCCACCUGCGCAGCCCGAGCAGCCGCCUCUGCCUACAGCUCCCGAGCAGCCGCUCCCUCUGCCUGCAGCUCCCGAGCAGGCGCCCCCUCUGCCUGCAGCUCCCGCGCCCAUGCCCGAGGCGCUCCCUUCGCCUCUUCAAUUGACUGUGCCCUCUGGGGCUCCUGUUCCUUGCCCCACUCCUGUCCCUCCUGCCCUAGUCCCCGAGGAGGUCCCGUACAGUUCGACCACCGCUCCUCCCUCCUUGGAGGUAGAGGAGCUAGAAUGGGACCCCUCGGGGACCCUCUUGGUGACUCCUCUGCCCUCACCCGGGUGAGCUCGACCCUUACCAAGGGGCCAUAUGUUUGUGUCCCGUAAGGAGAGAGGUAACAGAUGCAGGGCUGGGGUCCCACCCGCCCUGCCCCCUGGCUUGCCCUCCCUCGCCUGCGUUAGGGCUCGGUCGGCGCCUGUGGGUCCUGGCCCUCUGGGUCGGCUGUUGCC